Talaromyces stipitatus ATCC 10500 is the source of this 564-nucleotide messenger RNA. RefSeq lists its product as uncharacterized. The record is from RefSeq and is a predicted model, not a curated record. The transcript is spliced from 2 exons. Bases 1 to 564 code for a protein of 187 amino acids. Lineage: Eukaryota; Fungi; Ascomycota; Eurotiomycetes; Eurotiales; Trichocomaceae.
AUGGGCCCGAAAAGAGGUAAAAAGGGCACUCCGUGGCCAGAACCACGGUUUGCAGAUGACCCUGAUAUACGCGCAUACGUAGCUGCAGCCAUCAAAGAUCUCGAGGCACUGAAGAAGCACCAAGAAGCGCUGGAGAUUGGCAUGCCCCGUGAGCUCUCAACUACCGUGGUUGACACGUUCUUACACCUGGCUCGACGGGUAAAGAAUACGCCUACGAAUGAGCAACUAGCGCAGCCCCUCGCGAAGGUCGAAUUACACGUGGAAAAGACGCAGAAAGAGGUAUCUCAGGCCUCUCGAGAGAUUACUACGACCAAAAGCAACACGAACCGCCUGGUGGAGGCAAUAUGCCACCCAACAUUCCCAGGGGUGUAUGGUUAUGAAGCAGGCUAUGCUCCCACUGAUCUUCUUAAUAAGAUGGUUGGUGAUCCAAUUGCUGAGAAGAUCGACAGGUUCAACAAAAACCAGGUUGCCGAUGAGGAGCUUGAAGAUUUAGCUUCAGUACUGAUAUCUUCGCUGGAAGAUUAUAUCACAGAGGAUGCGGAUGAGUAUGAUGAUAAACUAUAA